AGGAAAACGAAAACACAAGGCAGACACAACAAACAAAGCUGGCGCUGUCAGCGUGAAAAGUUUUUAUUUGGAAAUUGUUCCCGUUCGUGAUAGGUUGUAACACUCGGCAUCUCGGCAUGCAAAAAGUGCAAAGAAAUUUGGGAGGAGAGUGGAGCUAAGGGACAAAUUAAAUGCAAAAUUUGUAAGUGAUUGUAAAGGUGAAACAAAAUACCAGUGCGGCGCCCGAGUGAGGCACAUUUUCGAAUAUUCUGGAAGCUUCUAAUGUUUUCUCGACUGGGACAUUUUAUUUUCCUUGGUAUUACAUAGCCAAUAUCCACUGUGUCUGAUCCCUCCUUUCGAACCACUAACCCCCAGCGGAGCUUUGACGAAGACCUCGAACAAAGAACAAAGAAAGCGCAACGCAAUUGCAACUGCAAAUAAAACCGCCUCGAACCGGUGGUAACCAAAUUUGGCUUUGGCUCAAAACCAGUUGCCAAGAUCUAAGAUCUACGUCGCAUUUCCGCCUUCACCUGGUUGGUGGUGACAAAGAGAACAAGCCACAAGCAUGGAUGCCCAAGAAAACAGUGGACAGCAGCAGCAGGCCAAGGACGAGCAUCGCAUCCGCACGGACAGCGAGAGCUCCGUGGAUAGCCUGACGCGCUUUGUGCUGCCCAGCCUGGACGGCUCACCGCCGAAGAUAGUGACCCUGGACGACAUGUCUAGCAUGUUCAAGGACCUGCAAAACAUGGAACUGGCCCAUGAGAUAGCCCUCAAUCCGGACUUUAAGCUGCAGCAAUACGAGCCGCCAUCGAACAGCCUGGAGGGUGCCAUCAAGAGGAAUGUGCACAAGGCCUUCUGGGAGUUGCUUCGCGAGCAACUGGAGCGGCAGCCGCCCUCCUACGACCAGGCCAUUGGCCUGCUGGCCGAGAUCAAGGAGACCUUCCCCCAGCUGCUUUCCCGGAACAAAGAGCGGAUCGUGGCCCACAUCAACGAGGUGCUGGACGAGACUGUCAUUCAGCAGCAGGCGGAGCGGGGACUGCUGGACUUCCGCGCGUAUGCCAACUUUGUGAUCAACAUCCUGUCACGCUCCUGCUGCCCGGCCAGGGACGAGGCCGUGGCCAAGCUAAGGGAAAUCGAGGAUGUGGUGGACACCUUUCGCAGCAUCUUCGAGCUGAUGAGCCUGAUGAAGCUGGAUAUGGCCAACUUUAUGCUGACGCUGGCGCGCAAGGAGAUAGCCGCCAAUUCGGUGGAAUAUGAAAAGCAGAAAUUCAGCAAGUAUAUGCGCGAGUACAUGGGAAAUGGCUACAGCUUUCCGGCCACCGAGGACUGGCUGCAGCGCCAUCGCGCCGGCAGCAAUGUGGACGAGACCAUAUACAAUGCCUACAUGCAGCUGAUCGAUUAUCCGGCGGACAAGGAAUUCCCCGAGCUGCUGCAAAUUGACAAGGAUCGCUUUUCGGGCCUCAGUUGGCGCGCCCAGCGUCUGAUCCUGUGCGCCUCGCUCAUCUCCAUUGCCCAGAGCACGCCCAUUAUAUCGCAGCGUCGCGAAAACCGCCUCGAGCUAUCCAAGCAGCUGGACAUCAUCGUGCAGGAUGUCAAGAACCAAGAGCAAGUAGCCACUGCCAUUGGCAGCUGCUAUGAGCAGAUUCGCGCCUUUGUCAACCAGGCCUUGGCGAAGGAGCAGCUGCCGGCCAUGAGCGAGGCCGACCAGGAGGCGCUCAAGAAUCAGGUGCUGAAGCUGAGCAACAAGGCCUCGCCGGUGCCCAGUUUGAUGGCCAAGCGCUUGGAUGGUUAUGUGCGUGUGGCCCUGCGCUCUAAUGGCAGCAUACCGCCGCCGCCCGCCGGCUUUGUGGAUUACCAAGAGGAGCUGGUUGCAUUUAUCGCCUCGUUUCGGCGUUUGGUGUCCUACAAUCAUGCCGUUUUCGGCGAACACUUUCACCAGAUCCUCAACAAGACCAUGCAGCCACAGACGGAGGAGGCAGAGACCAGUCCGGCAGGUGAUGGAAUAGCCACUGGCCAGGCACAAACUGCAAAGCCUUAAGCACAGUCAUUUACACCCAAAACACACACCAACACACACAAGCCACAAGAUGAAUCUGAAGGAAAUCUGGAGCUGGACUUGGAACAGAAAGAGAGAGAGCACCCUCCCAUCUGUAUCUCCCCCAUUUGGCUAAUGAUUUCAUGUCCGAGAAAACCCCCUUGGAAAACAAGUCCUCGGGUGGAGAGGAAAGUACUCUAGGGCGACUGUGAUAACAAAGGAGAGAAAAGAAAGCGAGAUGAGAUGAAAAGAUAUCCAAGAAGGAAUAAGGUAAAUCAAAGGUAUGAAUCCUUUCGUGCUCGCUCCUCCGUUGAAUUCGGAAACGGCUACAGAUCGGCUAACAACCCCCCUUAAAUGUACACAUAAUAAAUAAAUAAAUAAAUAUAAAUAUGUAUACAAUAUGUACACUAACCCCGGACUAACCGUUAUUCGCUGGACUAGACCCUGUUGGGUCAUACCAUGGUACUCUCUAACGAUCGAUAGUGAGGCGUUGCGUGGAUCGUGGCAGAUAUAUACAAAAUAAGAUAUACAUUUACUUAGUUUAUCUAGUUGAAUAAAAUAUAUUUGAAUUUAAACUGGAA
Messenger RNA from Drosophila kikkawai, 2595 nucleotides. RefSeq names its product T-complex protein 11-like protein 1. The record is from RefSeq and is a predicted model, not a curated record. Gene Ontology annotation, biological process: signal transduction. NCBI's taxonomy places the organism in Eukaryota, Metazoa, Arthropoda, Insecta, Diptera, Drosophilidae.